AUGACAGAACAGUCACUAUACAACCUCACGACCGCAGGGACAGGUGACUUUCUGGAAAUCGUUGUCUCGAAAGUUAUCCCUUCAACUUCUCUCCCCUUAGCGGACAAGGCAUUUCCGAGCCUCCGACAGUCGUUGCUGAUAUCGUUUGAACCCCAGACGCCUCCUACUUCCACGUCUGGGGAUCUGCGAGCAACCGACUUACAGCUUCUGAGUAGCCAAACGUUCCCAAACCGGGAUCCGCCAUCCAGCGGAAGGCCAAAGUCAUGGAUAACUCUAGACACUAGAAUGUUUCUUCCUCUGCCGGACACGGUAUGUGGGAAUUGCCAGCGUGCAGGACACACGAUACGAGACUGUGUUGGGCCCGUCGAUGACUACGGCGAGAUAGACGGGUGUCCCAAGUGCAAUACCAGAGGCUCCCACAUCUACGACAACUGCCCCUUCCGAGAAACCACCGAGGAUUUCGAUCUGAUCUACAGAUACCGACAAAGAAAGCCUCCACUGAAGAGUUUUAUGACAUGGCAAAGUUUCCUGUCUGGUCAGCACCAGCCAGCCACAUGGCCAAAGUACAUCCCAUGGUCUACGCAAUUCUCGAUCGAACAGCAGCAGUCAGCCUUCAGAGCACACAGAAAGCCGGAGUGGUGUUACUAUGAGUACGACCGGAUAGGGUGGCCUGAUGCAGAAGCACAUUAUCGCGAGAUAGAUUCCGAAUCCGAAUUCAUGGUGCUGUGA
This is a messenger RNA of Neoarthrinium moseri, 729 nucleotides long. RefSeq lists its product as uncharacterized. Gene Ontology annotation, molecular function: nucleic acid binding; zinc ion binding. The coding region runs from base 1 to 729 and encodes 242 amino acids. The transcript has a single exon. The record is from RefSeq and is a predicted model, not a curated record. Lineage: Eukaryota; Fungi; Ascomycota; Sordariomycetes; Amphisphaeriales; Apiosporaceae.